Messenger RNA from Mycena indigotica, 879 nucleotides. RefSeq lists its product as uncharacterized. The record is from RefSeq and is a predicted model, not a curated record. Gene Ontology annotation, biological process: cell surface receptor signaling pathway. The coding region runs from base 1 to 879 and encodes 292 amino acids. NCBI's taxonomy places the organism in Eukaryota, Fungi, Basidiomycota, Agaricomycetes, Agaricales, Mycenaceae. The transcript is spliced from 7 exons.
AUGACCACGGCGACCUUUCCCGCGCAAGAGCUUUGUGUCGCGCUCGCGGCAUCCUCAGGCGAUGCCCAAUAUCCGUUUUCUCGUGCAUCCUGGUUGCUCUCCGUUGACCCAGUUCAGGCACAUCGCGACAACGGCGUUUCCUUCGCGAACCGCAUUUCCAAAAUUCUAAUACCCGUCCUGGAGGCUGCGCAGAAAGGACGCCUUCCCGCAAGGAAUUCAGAGCUGCAGAAACUUUUCCUGAGCAUGGACCGGACUGUUGGGCUUAUGCACGCUUUCGUGGAAAUCCCUCCACACUUUACUCCUAAGCGUAUCUGGGACUCUAAGCGUCUGACGAAGCAGUUGCAGAAGAACUGCAAAGCAAUCAUGAAGAUUGCAACAUCAAAUCCCACUGCGAAAUCCAACACCGGUACCAUAUUUGAGGCAGCAAAACUCAGUACCCAGAUCGCUGUUGCAGUCUGCGAUGUGCCAGUCUUGAACGCCUUCAAGCCAAUCCCGAAUCUCGUCGCACUCAUCCUCGACAAAGCACAAAUUGCCAAGGCGAAUAAGGACGCCGCCGUCGCGCUCGCCCAGCAUGCAGAAAAUGUUUCAAAAAGUCUACUGGAACAAGCUGUUUCUGGAGAGCCGCCAGCCGACGCGCUUCAAGUCCUUCACGGUGCUGUCGAAGAAGCUGUAUUGCUUCUUGAUGAUCUCUCCCAACGCCGCAAAUAUACCUCGUGGUUUUACGCUGCCCCAGACGGCGCGCGAUUUGCGAGCAUCAACGCAAAGCUAGACAAGGCGUUGGCGGUCUAUGCCGCUCGGGAGACCGUUAAGAUGAACAUUAUUCUUCGGAAUGUUCAAGAGACUACUUAUCAGUCAAUCAGAAUCACCCUUUUUUUUUAG